ACAAAAGAAAAAUCGUGUUCUUCUUCUUCUUCACUUUACCAAAUCGAAUCGAUCUUAAAAUUUGUAUUGUCUUCUUCUUCCUGAUACCUUCGAAUCGCAUCUCUGAUAAAAAAAAAAGAAAAAGUCUUAUCCUAUCUUUCUUGAAAAGUUGCAUCAAAUGAAUCAGAAUAUUAAAGAACUAUCGAUGGAUUCCUUACCAGUGGGAUUAAGAUUCCGUCCAACAGACGAGGAGCUAGUCCGUUACUAUCUCCGCAGGAAAAUCAACGGCCACGAUGACGACGUCAAAGCCAUCCGAGAGAUCGAUAUCUGCAAAUGCGAACCUUGGGAUCUACCUGAUUUUUCUGCGAUCAAAACAAAAGACUCAGAAUGGCUCUUCUUCUGUCCAUUGGACCGAAAGUACCCUAACGGAAGUAGACAGAACCGGUCAACGAUCGCAGGCCACUGGAAGGCGACAGGAAAAGACAGGAAGAUCAAAUCCGGCAAGAACAACGUUAUCGGUCUGAAGAGAACUCUUGUUUUUCACUCUGGUCGUGCUCCUAAGGGGACACGAACGAACUGGAUUAUGCACGAGUAUCGCGCCACUGAGCAGGACCUAAGUGGCACCGAUCCUGGGCAGAGUCCGUUUGUUAUAUGCAAAUUGUUCAAGAAACAAGACCCGAGUUUAGUGGAUGAAGCUGUCUCACCUCCAACAUCUUCCCCGAAUGAGACUAAUUCUGAAGUAUCAAUGUUUGCUAAAGCAGAAGGAGGCGUGAAGGCUGAGUCGUCUCUUGUAAACUCGGGUGAUACUCAUAAUGGUGCUUGCAAUGAGGCUACAACCUCCAAGCUUGGAGAUUUUGAUUGGCUGUCUUUUCCUGAGCUGGAGUCCCUGAGUGACAUGAUGUUCUCUCCUUUACACUGUCAAGUCCAAUCCGAGCUUGGUUCCUCUUUCAAUGCAUUUCAGCCUAGCUCGAGUGACUUCUUAGGGAACCAUAACAACAGCUUCCAGAUUCAGACUCAGUACGGUACAAACGAAGCAGAUACAGACAUAUCCGGCUUUCUCAAUUCGGUUCUUGAUUUCCAAGACGAUUUAGAGGAUCAAAACUUUGUUUUUCCGCUUGAGUUCGACGGUGCAGUGCCAGAUCAGAUUGCACCAGCGUAUCAGCAACAGAGCUCGGCAGGUAAUACGAGCGAUGAUGUUUCAACAACAGGUAUCAAGUUACAGGCUCGGCGGGAACAACCCUCAGGUUGUGCCACUGACUAUAUCAUCCAUGGAAAUGCCUCAAGAAGAUUGCGUCUGCAAACUGUCAAGAGAGUGGUUGAGGAUAGGGACGUGGAAACUAUGAAGAAGGGGAAGCUAAUGAGAUCUAAGAACAGAACUGAAUUCUUGUUUAAGAAGAUUAUGUCCGUGAGAUAUUCAUACGGAGGACUGUUUAGGGCCGCCGUUGUUGCGGUUCUGUUCUUGAUAUCAGUGUGCAGUCUAACCACAGACUUCAGAGCUUCCGUGAUGAUCUGAAAACUGAAAACCUUGCUGUGUAUAUACUAUAAAGUGUUUCUAUUUGUUUUUGCAUGUGGUUUUGUUGUUGGUUUCAGUUUCACCUUAUCCAGGUCCAGUUUAGGAGGGUAUAUAGUGUAUAUUGUUAUGUUUACUUCUUCGACUUGUAUCAGAAGUGAUCUUAUAUGGUUAAAGCCUUUUUUUUUUGCUUUUUAAUACGUCUUCUUCAUUCUGACAUGUGUCUGGAAUUUCACAGAUACUUAAAACUUUAUUAUAUAACUAGUUUGGAUGUGUUCUUCUGAAACUCUAUAUUUUGAUGCGGGAAACAAGC
Eruca vesicaria subsp. sativa (arugula) is the source of this 1802-nucleotide messenger RNA. Lineage: Eukaryota; Viridiplantae; Streptophyta; Magnoliopsida; Brassicales; Brassicaceae. The record is from the annotation of a GenBank genome assembly.